This is a messenger RNA of Phalaenopsis equestris, 691 nucleotides long. Its product is annotated as oligopeptide transporter 4-like. Gene Ontology annotation, molecular function: oligopeptide transmembrane transporter activity. The record is from RefSeq and is a predicted model, not a curated record. The transcript has a single exon. Lineage: Eukaryota; Viridiplantae; Streptophyta; Magnoliopsida; Asparagales; Orchidaceae. Gene Ontology annotation, biological process: transmembrane transport. Bases 43 to 588 code for a protein of 181 amino acids.
GUAGACCCCAACUGCUAUCCCCAAUCGGACUCCUUGUUGCUAAUGGCGAAGUCCACAGAGCAGGAAGAGCGAUACGAGGGAAUCAAGCUGCCGGAAAAAGGCAGCCCUGCCGCCGACGCCGCCGUAGACGAAGACGAAUUAUCUCCGAUCGAGCAAGUCCGAUUGACUGUGUCGACAACUGACGAUCCCAGUCUUCCAGUAUGGACGUUCCGGAUGUGGUUCCUUGGGCUUCUGUCCUGCGCCCUAAUGUCUUUCCUGAAUCAGUUCUUCGCCUACCGAACGGAGCCGCUUGUGAUCACGCAGAUCACCGUUCAGGUGGCCUCUCUUCCGGCGGGACAUUUCCUCGCUCGAUCCCUACCGACGACGAAGUUCCGACUGCCGGGAUUCGGUGAUCGGAAGUUCUCGCUCAAUCCGGGGCCGUUCAACAUGAAAGAGCAUGUCCUGAUCUCGAUCUUUGCAAACGCCGGGUAUUCUUUUGGAAACGGAAAUGCUUAUGCUGUUGGGAUUGUUAACAUCAUCAAGGCGUUCUAUAAGAGGAAUAUCUCAUUCAUCGCUAGCUGGAUUCUUAUUAUCACCACCCAGGUUUGAUCGCUUUCCUCCAUAAUCUGUCUGGUUUUCUGCACUUUUCGUUUCCCUGUUCUCCCGGGGAUUUGAUCGGGAUUACUUGCAUAAAACUUGAGCAAAAUUAUCC